AUGUCAGAUGCCGGAAAUAAUAACUAUCUGGAUACGAUGGCGAAAGCAAAUAUGCUUCCCUACGGUGUAGAUUUUCCUAAUGGAAACACUGGCCGAUUCACCAAUGGCAAGACAGUCAUAGAUUUCAUAGCUGAAAUGCUUGGACUACCCUUUCCACCUCCAUACAUGAGUCUUACUAAUGCAAUGAGGGCAAAACAAAUAACAGGUGUGAAUUAUGCAUCAGCCUCUUCGGGCAUUCUCCCUGAAACCGCAAGCCAUGUGGGAAAGUGCCUGACACUAGAUCAACAGGUUAAUUUAUUCGAAAGAACGGUUAAAGAGGAUCUGCCCAAAAUUUUCAAACACCCAACACUUGUUUCGAGGCACAUAGCAAAGUCUAUAUUCACGGUCUGGUUUGGGGGCAAUGACUACGCAAACAACUAUCUAUCUGAUCACUACCAAAGUGGCAAGAAAUACUCUCCUCAAAGGUUUGGUGAGUUGCUAAGGGAUCACCUAGCAGAAAAAUUGAAGGUCCAGACGGGGCCCAAAGAGCUCAGAACCAACCUGACAAUCAACAAGGUUCCGCGGCUCGUCCUGUAG
Magnolia sinica is the source of this 576-nucleotide messenger RNA. RefSeq names its product GDSL esterase/lipase 7-like. The record is from RefSeq and is a predicted model, not a curated record. Gene Ontology annotation, molecular function: hydrolase activity, acting on ester bonds. NCBI's taxonomy places the organism in Eukaryota, Viridiplantae, Streptophyta, Magnoliopsida, Magnoliales, Magnoliaceae. The transcript has 4 exons. Bases 1 to 576 code for a protein of 191 amino acids.